AUGAAUUCUCACGUCUUCUGGCUGCUGUUACUGUUGUCUGCUUCUGUCAGCGUCAUUGCCCAGGAGGCGAAGGACCCCAGACAGACUGUGGUGAUAGAUUUAGGAGCCAACCAGAAGCUAAGGGGACUUAACGUCAGCUCGCCAUCGGGUGUCAACGUGUACACGUUUUACGGGAUACCUUAUGCACUUCCACCAGUAGGUAAUCUCAGGUUUCAGCCACCGAAGCCAGCCCUCGAAAGAACGGGGAUCAGAGACGCCGUCUCCAAGAGUGCUAUAUGUCCUCAGUUUACCACCGAAGACUUGACCUCUGUGAGGUCAGAAGACUGCCUCUAUCUCAAUGUUUUCACACCGGAUGUGAACGCCUCACUUCCGGUUCUCGUGUGGAUCCAUGGGGGAGGCUACAGAGCUGGUUCAGCAUAUAACGAUGGGGAUGGUGCUACUUUUGCGCCUCAAGGAGUUGUAGCUGUGACCAUCAACUACCGACUCGGAGGUCUGGGCUUUCUGUCCACCGGUGAUGAUGUCAUGCCCGGAAAUUAUGGGAUGUUAGACCAGGUACUUGCUCUAAAGUGGGUUCAGAAAUACAUUUCUGCAUUUGGUGGUGAUCCUGCACAAGUGACCAUUGGUGGGGAAAGCGCUGGGGCUUUCAGCGUGUCCCUGCUAGUAGUUUCUCCCUUAACAAAGGGACUCUUCAAAAGAGCCAUAAUGGAAAGCGGUUCAGCGCUGAAUCUAGGCGCAGUGGAAAGGGCCAGUUCCAAAACUAAAGUACGAGAUGCUACCUUGCGAUCUGCUGCACGUGUAGGAUGCAACCAAACGUCUUCAGCUGAAAUCUUACAAUGUCUUCAAGCAGUUAAGGUUGAUGUUCUGUUGAAUGCUACACAAGACGCCGUUAUCGAUCCUAGGAUCGAAUCAAAGUUCGGCUUUUUGCCAGAUUAUCCCAUAAAUUUACUGAAAGCUGGAAAUUACAGUAAAGUGGACACGAUACAGGGAGCUAACUCUGGGGAAGGGUCGUCAGCCGUGCAGGAUCCUGAAGACGAUGGCGUGACGAGACUACAAUUUGAAAGUGUUGUUACAAGUCAGUUGGGAAGUUUUAGCAAAUCUGGUGACAUUGUAAAGGAGUUUGUCGAUGCAUAUAUAGGAAACGAAACAGAUCCUUUGGUGCUGAGAUCAAUCCUCGUUCAAGCGGUUACAGAUUUGAGAUUUGGAGUCAGUACCCUUACUGAAAUAAACAAGUAUGCCACGGCUCCAAAUGCAGCAACCAAACACUUUCUCUACCAGUUCAGAUACAGGAUGAGUGGCACAAGGACGCCCGCCUGGCGGGGCGUUGACCACGCAGCUGAACGACGCUUUGUCUUUUACCCAGAUUCCCGCUACAAUUACUCUACAGCAGACGACAGGGCGGUAGGUCGUCAAGUUCAGACCAUGUGGGCAAACUUCAUCAAAUAUGGCGACCCUACUCCCACAAGCGUUCAGACAUCUACAGGAGGACCUAAGCUUGUGAAGUGGGAGCCGUUCACUCCAGCCAAGCCUAAAUUACUGGAGAUAGACGUGGUGUCCAAGCUUGUGACUUACACAAGACUCUCCUUGAUUAACUUGUUUGAGAGAAUUCUAGGACUUGCAAACUCACCCUCACAAGACAACCCCAUUGUUGGGUAA
Molecule: messenger RNA, 1653 nt
Organism: Candidula unifasciata
Lineage: Eukaryota; Metazoa; Mollusca; Gastropoda; Stylommatophora; Geomitridae
Source: the annotation of a GenBank genome assembly